Gekko japonicus is the source of this 960-nucleotide messenger RNA. RefSeq names its product olfactory receptor 10AG1-like. Gene Ontology annotation, molecular function: olfactory receptor activity; G protein-coupled receptor activity. Gene Ontology annotation, cellular component: membrane. The record is from RefSeq and is a predicted model, not a curated record. The coding region runs from base 7 to 960 and encodes 317 amino acids. Gene Ontology annotation, biological process: G protein-coupled receptor signaling pathway. The transcript has a single exon. NCBI's taxonomy places the organism in Eukaryota, Metazoa, Chordata, Lepidosauria, Squamata, Gekkonidae.
GCAAAAAUGAUAAAAGAGAAUCACACUGCAUUAUCUGACUUCAUUUUUGUUGGAUACUCUGACCACCCAGUUCUGCAGAUGUUGCUGUUUGUGGUGUUCCUACUGAUCUACGUGAGCAUCAUAGCUGGAAAUGGACUUAUCAUUUACAUUGUAGUGACUGAUCCUACCCUUGAUACCCCAAUGUAUUUCUUUUUGAAGAGCCUGGCCUUUCUGGAGAUCUUCUACACCUCAGUCACCCUUCCAAAAAUGCUGGUCAAUUUUGUGGCACAAAACAGGACCAUCUCAUUUGUUGGCUGUGCUGCCCAGAUCUACUUCAUAAUUUUCCUUGGAGGCACAGAGUGUUUCCUUCUGGCUGCCAUGGCAUAUGACCGAUAUGUGGCCAUAUGUAACCCUCUGCAUUAUAAACUCAUAAUGCACAAAGAACUCUGUUUAGGACUUGUUACAGGGUCAUUGACCAUCAACAUGCCUGUCCAUAUAGGACAGACAUACCUACUGUUUACCUUGCCCUAUUGUGGCACUCGUGAAAUUAACAACUUCUUCUGUGAUAUCCCACCUGUGCUGGAGUUGGCCUGUGCAGAUACCUUUGCAAGUGAAGUUUACCUGGUUGCAGUCACUGCUCUUAUCCUAAUCCUCCCCUUUUGCCUUAUCUGUGCCUCUUAUGUCAAAAUCAUCUCUGUAAUUCUGAAGAUGCCAUCUGUUGAGGGUCAGAAGAAAGUGUUUGCCACAUGCUCCUCACACCUUAUUGUGGUAUCUCUCUUCUAUGGCUCAGCAACUAUUGUCUAUGCAAGUCCCAGGUCAAAAGAGACAUUGAUUGUGAACAAGCUGCUUUCUUUGUUCUACACCAUUUUGAUUCCUAUGUUUAACCCCAUCAUCUAUAGUCUGAGAAAUAGAGAAGUGAAGGUUUCCUUGAAAAAAAUGUUUAGAAAGUGUCAGCCUGGUUAUAUCUCACAGGGUUGUUGA